CGUGCGUGUUUCCGGCUCCGCUGCAGAAGGCGGACGACCGGAGCCGUUGGGCCCAAAGCGACCCGAGCGAACCGGGAGAGCGCGGGAGUCGAGUGCGGAGCUCGGGGCGUGGAUCGGGGCCGGCGCGAUGGGCGGGGAGCAGGAGGAGGAGCGGUUCGACGGCAUGUUGCUGGCCAUGGCGCAGCAGCACGAGGGCGGCGUGCAGGAGCUUGUGAACACCUUCUUCAGCUUCCUUCGACGUAAAACAGACUUUUUCAUUGGUGGAGAAGAGGGGAUGGCGGAGAAGCUCAUCACACAGACCUUCAACCACCACAACCAGCUGGCACAGAAGGCCCGGCGGGAGAAGAGAGCGCGGCAGGAGACCGAGCGGCGGGAGAAGGCGGAGCGGGCAGCCAGGCUGGCCAAGGAGGCCAAGUCAGAGACCCCUGGGCCCCAGAUCAAGGAACUGACGGAUGAGGAGGCAGAGCGGCUGCAGCUGGAGAUUGACCAGAAAAAAGAUGCAGAGAAUCAUGAGGCCCAGCUCAAGAAUGGCAGCCUUGGCUCUCCGGGGAAGCAGGAGGCUGAGGAGGACGAGGAGGAGGAAGACGAGAAGGACAAAGGAAAACUGAAGCCCAACCUCGGCAACGGGGCAGACCUGCCCAGUUACCGCUGGACCCAGACCCUGUCGGAGCUGGACCUGGCUGUGCCUUUCCGUGUGAACUUCCGGCUGAAGGGGAAGGACGUGGUGGUGGACAUCCAGCGGCGCCAUCUCCGCGUGGGGCUCAAGGGGCAGCCGGCCAUCAUUGAUGGGGAACUUUACAACGAGGUGAAGGUGGAGGAGAGCUCGUGGCUCAUUGAGGACGGCAAGGUGGUGACCGUGCAUCUGGAGAAGAUUAAUAAGAUGGAGUGGUGGAGCCGCUUGGUGUCCAGUGACCCUGAAAUCAAUACCAAGAAGAUUAACCCCGAGAACUCCAAGCUGUCAGACCUGGACAGUGAAACUCGAAGCAUGGUGGAAAAGAUGAUGUAUGACCAGAGGCAGAAGUCCAUGGGGCUGCCCACCUCGGAUGAGCAGAAGAAACAGGAGAUUCUGAAAAAAUUCAUGGAUCAGCAUCCAGAGAUGGAUUUUUCCAAGGCCAAAUUCAACUAGCUCCUGCAUUUGCCUCCCUGAACUUUUGAGGCCGAGACCCAGCCAUCUGACUUCCUUCCUCUCCCUUCCCUGGAACUUGGGAGCCUCAGGGCUGAGGCAGGCGCAGGGCUGGCCCAGGCACACAGGUCCCUGAGCACCAUGGGAGAGGGCCUGGUGGGGGUCCCGUCCUCCCCACUUGGCCAAUGUUACACAUUAAAGCUAUUUACUGGCUCUA
Molecule: messenger RNA, 1340 nt
Organism: Oryctolagus cuniculus (rabbit)
Lineage: Eukaryota; Metazoa; Chordata; Mammalia; Lagomorpha; Leporidae
Gene: NUDC
Product: nuclear distribution C, dynein complex regulator
Biological process (GO): protein folding
Cellular component (GO): cytoplasm
Source: RefSeq, a predicted model, not a curated record